Molecule: messenger RNA, 10408 nt
Organism: Gadus chalcogrammus (walleye pollock)
Lineage: Eukaryota; Metazoa; Chordata; Actinopteri; Gadiformes; Gadidae
Exons: 8
Coding region: 8170-9627 (485 amino acids)
Source: RefSeq, a predicted model, not a curated record
UCACUGUGUCUUUCUCUUUCUCUCUCCCUUCACUCUCCUCCCCUUCUCUCUCACUGGUAGCCUGUUCUUCCUCUAUCUCACUGGUAGCCUGUUCUUCCUCUCUCUCAUCCUCUUUGGUAGCCUGUUCUUCCUCUCUCUCAUCCUGUUUGGUAGCCUGUUCUUCUUCUCUCUCAUCCUCUCUAGCCUCUCCUAUAAAGGUGAACAUAUUUCGAUAAAAAGGGCUAUAUCUAAAUUAACAGGGGUCAAAAUGAACCAUUUAAAAAAGAACAAAUUGAAAACCCCUUAAUUUGACGAUUUAACACAGAAAAUAAUAGACUGAUCAACUUGGCUAACUCUAUCCCAAAGACUACAAAAGUUAAAAAAUCUAAGGUUUUUUUUUUGUUCCCAAAAUUGUCAAACGCCGAAACACAACCACAGAAUUCCCUUGUGCAGCUCCCAAACACAUGACGUCGGGAUGACAAGCCCAUUUAUUACGGAUAAACCAAAGUGAAAGUGAAGUUAUGGCUUUCAGAAUCAUACCACAGUAAAACUCACGCUAUUGUAUUCACUUAGAGCUCAUUAACUGCACAUUUCAUCGACCAUUUUUCACUUGACCAAGGGGAAUCAUGUCAAGGGUACUUUUAUUUAUCGCCAGACCCGCGUUUAUGUCCGCUGAACUUCCAGAGAAUGUUUGGGGAACAAGGCGGAGCCCAUUCAUCUGGCGAGUUUCAAGUUAACGGCAAUCAGAAACUAAGUUACAGGCUACCCCAAAACGUCACGUUUAUAACCCAUUCGUUACAUCCAACUCUAUCUAAAUGGCAAUUUCGCAUGUUGCCAUGCCACUGGCUUAUUUUAAACCAUGAGCCGCGUUACACAGGCUGUAAUUCAGCUGACUGGGAAUGAUUCUCAAAUCAAUUCACCCUGAUUGGAGUGCGCAGCGCGUGCCUGCCUGAAACAUUUGAUUUGGACAUGGGCCUAUUUGCGGGGUAAUGUGCAUAUUCUAAGAUUCAAUUAGAUAUAGGCGUAUGAAACACAGUGUAAUAAAGCCGUUGUGGUUAUCAAAUUAUUCAAUGCCCCCUGUCUGUCUGAUAUUGAUCUCCGUGUGACUUGCUCAUGUGGUGCUGCGCUAAUAUGUUUGACACGCCGCCUGUGCCUGUGUUACUUGACGACGGGGCUGGAAAAAGUUGGCCGUGUCUUACCUGGCUGUGCUGCACAGCUGCCUUUACUGGUACCGGCUGCAGCAUCACCUGAGUCUUUUCUGAAAUAUUUAUUAAUAUUUAUAAAGAGAUCCCCUCAGGCUUUCGGCUUCUUCCUCUCUUUUUCACCUUUCUUUUUUUUUCAGGGCUCCUGACUUGUGCAUGUUGAAUCAACUCGCGCACUGACCACUAGUGGUGGUUGAAUCUGAGUCAAUCGGAUUCAAAGAUCCGAAUCCUUACAUUCACCCAUGAGUCACGAGUCCGUGGUCUCAAUUAACCCGAAUCUUUCGGUUCUGGCUGCUACGGACGACAUUAUUAAAACAAUGCACGAAUGUCAUCAAACUGUAGGUCUAUAACAACAUUAACACUUCCGUUUUUCAUCUGCAUAGUAACUUAGAUUAAGCAUAAGGACCCGGAGCUGCCAGCUGCGUGGUUGAAUAAGAACUUCCUGUAGACAGAGCUGUACACAGAUCCAGAUCCAUAGACUGAGCGAAUUCAUGGGUCGGAUUCGUAUCCGGUUGAGUGAAAAACGAACUCAAAGGAUUCAGAUGAAAUGGGUCUGACUCGUAUCCGGCUGGGUGAAAGACUAACUCAAAGGACUCAGUUGAAAUGGGUCGGACUCGUAUCCGUUUGAGUGAAAGACUAACUUAAAUUACUCAUAUUGAAUGGGUCGGACUCAUAUCCUGUUGAGUGAAAGACCAACUCAACGGACUCAUACUAAAUGGGUCGGGCUCGUACUGAAUGUAAAUCGUUAAACUCUUUUGUUACAAAGGCAUUAUUUUACGAGAGAUUGUAUUCUAAAAUGAAAGUAGCUUAUUAAAAAUAAAGUUGUUGGCUGACUAUGUGAACUCUCAGAAUAUUUCUGUGUUUGACGAGCUUCGAAGAGAAAAAAAAUUAAUCCAUACGUUUUUUUCCUAAUUCAGAUAGCAGUCACGUUGGCGACAUCUCCGAUGUUUGCAAUGCAUCCUUUUUAAUAUUCAAAUAUGUUCGCGUAUUUCCCCUGGAUAUCCUCAAAACUGCAUUACAGUGGUUUGCUGUGAGCGUGCGCAUUAGGCACUAGGGAGUGGGCUGCUGGGCUCAUUCAGCGACAAAAUUUCAACUGAUUCAGAUUCAAAGGACUCAAAAGAUUCGGAUCUUUUUAGUGAUUCACUCAAAUGACUAUGAAUCUUCUAAGUGAAUCGAAAUUCCCAUCACUACUGACCACUAAAGGAAUGAUGUCGUCUUUUUUCUUCUCCAAAGACCAAACCAUUUUGGCAUAGGGGUGAUAGGGGGUUAUUGGCCGUUUUUUCAAGGGCAAUGAAGGCAAACAAUCUAGGAGUCAUUAAUUGAAUGCAAAUAAAGCACUUUUCUUCUCUAAAUCAACACAUUUUGAAGUAUACAUACAAUAAUUAAUCCCAACUUCAUGGGGGUCCAGUUAUGGGCCCCCCCCCAUUCAAGGGCCAGUCCAGGGCCCGGGACAACGUACCCGUUUGUCCCCCCCUGUCGGCGGGCCUGAUUGCAGUUAUACCCAACCGAUAUUUCCGAAAAAUAAACACAGAAGUGAAAGAUCUGUCACAAGACGAUUGAUGCGUAUCCGUACACAUUUUUAAGUGGGUAUACGCAAAUCCUGGUGCGUUCCUAGUGGGUAUACGGCGUAUACCUGCGUGUCACGUAGACUACACAACUGCAUUCAACGCUGUCAGCAGGAUUUGAACCUGCGCGGUUAAUACCCAUUGGAUUUCAAAUCCAACCCCUUAACCGCUCGGCCAUCACAGCUCAUUUGAAAAGAACCCAGAUGGCAUUUUAUUCAAAAAGAGUCCCAAGGGACCUGGGAUAGAUUAAAGUGGCCCUUGUUACACAUUGAAACAUCUGUUUCCAGCUUCAAACUUCAUUUUUUUUUGUCUGAUUUACAAGACAAAUUUUUCAUAACUGGAUUAGUUUCUAAUAAGAUGCCCCUGGUAGCAUUUGAACCGGCCCGGAUCGAAACCGUUGGAUUUUGAAUGUAAAUUUAUCAGCCCUCUCUCAUCAUAAGACCUUUAUGAAUGAAACAAAGGGAACAUCUGUUGGUCAAGUUGGAUUGGCCUUUAAGAAUCACUAGGGCUUGUCGAUUGGUUGAUCUAGUCAAAAAUCUCAGCAGACAGGUAUAUGUGAAGUAUUUGAGCUUUCGCUAUUCCCACUUUUUUGAGUCUAAUGCCUUAAACACUGCUUCAUAACAGAUUCAUAUUUUUGGUGUAAACCCGGAUUUUAUUGGCAAAGUUUCCCAAUUACAUGCAGUGAACAAAGACGGUCCGGUAACCCUUCCUUUUACAGUCCCCUAAUUACUAGGUAUUUACCCGGUACACAGCAAAUACAUGAGUGUUAAAAUGUUAGGGACGGUGUUGAAUAUAGAGUGUUGGUGUUAUUUUAACACCACGCAGGUAUGAAAUAGCACUGCUAGUGUUGCCUGUGACUUAUUUGCCUUGUCAAAUCAGAGUGUUAAGCUUUUUUGGUGUUAAGGCAGAUCUAAGCCACGCCCUCACGUAACGGUUGUCCAGGACGUGAUGAAGACGAAAAAACUUUCUCCUGCGCCAUUUUCUUUCACAAGGGGAAUACUCAAGACGGUAGAAGGUAAGUGCUUAAUUUGACUGUCUGGGGGUAUUAAAGACUUAGUCAUACACCUGUUAUUUUAUCAUAAUUCAUAUUUGCUUCAUAACUUGUGCUUAUUUAAGUUGUAAUUGUCUAUUUUGUAUUGUAACGUUAGGUAAUAGCUAGGUUAUAGCAAAGCUUUUAGCAUGACUCAAUACUCUCAGGUUAGACUAUAACGUUAACGUUCGUAAAAAGUUUACUCCCUGAUAAUAAACCUACUGUGUAAGCGGGAAUAUAUCGUUGGACUUGUUAAAAAGCGAAGUUAUUAGGCUGUACCAGAGAUGGAAAUUAACUUUUUUGCCCACCAGCCACUGUGGCAGGUAGAUUUAAAAAUCUACCAGCCACUCAUCUUUUUUACCAGCCACUUUUUAUACGCUAUAUAUUUUUUUUAAUAUAUGCGUACAUUUUAAACAAUAUAAUAGUAACAAUAGAUAAGAAAAGUGUUUUUCAUACACAUCAGUUGGUGUUACGAUGACAAGUUUGGGGAUAAUUCAUCUAUACAAAGUAUUUUCAUUAAAAAACAAAGUGACAUAUUAAUAAUAAAACAACAUGCAUGGCUACACCAUCAUAAGUCAAUAGGAACAUUUGUUUUUUUGUAUUUACAUGUGACUGCAUACAAAUUUGUCCACACAGACGUGGUAACUAACGUAUGAUAGUAAGCAUUAUAUGCCCUUAACACUAAUAUUCAGAAGAAAAUAUGCGUGGCAUUCAGUCCAAUGCUGAAAAUAUAUCUGUGGCAUUCAGUAGGCCAAUGCUGUGGUAAAGUGUGUAAAGUAUGACCAAGUGUUUCUUUCUGUUCAAUAGAUAGAACUUUAUCAAUCCCCUGUAGGAGAAAUUUGUUAAUGUUUGUCCCUAUAAAACAAUAAUGGUAAAAUAAUAAAUACAAAACACGACGGUAACUGAGUGGGUCAAACCGUCCAAUCUGAAGGCUCUACUUAACCACUCCCCCUACUCACUUCCACCAAUGCGAAGCGAACAGAACUGAGUAGGGGAGGGCGUAGCCUAACUAGUUUGUGAACGACCCAGAGAAACGCAACUCAAAUUCAAUGUGAACAUACAUGAGGCUUUAAUAAAAUCCCGGACGAUUUUGAAAUUCCGACACACAUUUUUUAAAAGUGUGUCAAAAAGAGGGCAUGUCCGGGCAAAAGAGGACGUCUGGUUACCCUACCGUGUGGCGUGUGAGCGUGUGCAUGGGUUGAAUUGCGUGUCUCACGCCGAACGCGUGAGACUUGAGAGCCCUGUUACCGAUAUUAUCCCGGAUAUUGACAGUCGCAGUUCAGCAAAAGAGGCGUAGAGGAAGAAGGGGCCCGGAUGUUGACAGUAAUGGUUGUGGAACUGUGCAGCGCCGUAUAACGAAUGUAGGCUAUUAGAUAUGCAAAUUUGAUCGGACCUGACUGGAAAGUAUUACCCGCCACAGUGGCGGGUGAAGUGACACAAUUCACCCGCCACCAUACAAAUCCACCCGCAAAUGGCGUGUGGCGGGUGUUCAUUUCCAUCCCUGGGCUGUACUAGUUGCUAGCAAUGUGCAGUGUUCGGCGGGAGUAAGUUAGCACGUGACGUUAUUGCUAGCAAGCUGGCUGACGUUAAGUGAACUAUAACGUAGCUCUAGCCACUGAGAGAUGGUGAAAACAUGUAUGCUAGCCAUCAGUGACAGGAUUGGUCCGACUUAUGACAUGACCUUCUAACCAUGUCCAUAAUUGUCUACAAAAAUACAUUGCAACAUGGAAAAGCAUUACUGGUAGAAAAACGUUGCGAACGCAGCAUUAAGAACUACAGUUCCCAUCAACGUUAGCGGUUUCGCGCUAUUUCAGGACCUACGAAGGGCCCGCGGAAGAAGCGGAACCACUGAAUUCAUCAAGUUCAGCAAGUAAUAUACCAACAACGAAAGAAGAUAAAGGAAGAAUGUAAUGGCAUUCUGAGAUUGUAGAGAGAGAAGGAAUGGCAGUAUGUAUUUGAGUAGUAUGUAGUUGAGGGAUUUGCUGAAAUAGGCUAUGCAAAAUGUGCAGGGGAACGGGGGAAAAAAUGAACGUUAGCCUCCCGUUUUCUCCCAUACAAAAUGUUGCUACGGACAACUCGACUUGCAUGCAUGCAUGCUAAUUUUCACCGAAUACAAUCUAAAGUACAAAACAAAAAUUUGCCCACUGACCAUCAGUCAGAUAUUUAAAAUAAAUAUAAAUAUAUUUGAUUAGGCUAUGCUGGGUUUCGUGGAAGUGAAAAUGGGCAGUUUUAAUAAUGGGCAGUAUGGAGUCAGAUCAGGUCACCAUGGACAUAUUUGGAUUUGCCAAAUUUUGCAGGACACUUGAUAUACAGGCUAAUUGCAAAUAUGACAUGUCUGGAUGUUUAACUGUUGGCCUGAGAUUUGUGUUGCAUCAUAUUUUAUUUUUUAAAAAAGAAAUGCUGGUUCAAGUGGAGUGCAAGGGUGUCCUGAAAUGGGUUCGAAUACCAAUGAAGGAUGACCGCUAUGAUUACUUUCAGUUCAUUCAAGAAGGUAAGUAAAAGGUUAACUCGACAAUUUUUACAUCACACCUAAUAUUGCAUUAUGAGUCAGUUCUUGAUUAUUAACAGUAAAUUGUAUAAACUUUGUUUUACAUAUCUAAAACAGAACUGUACCGACAGUUUAUCGGAAGUUAUUUCAUCAUGUCAUAGGUUAAAACUUAAUGGCAUUUGGUUGUGGUGCUGUUGCCAAACAGCUUUUAAGUGCAUUAUCGUCACCUUCACGCUGUAGUGCAUUGGUAAUCCAAUGGUAGUCCAAUGAGAUAAAAAGCCAUUUCUGUGUAUUGGCCGCACUGCACCCAAGUAUUAGUUGCAGGGAUGCAGGAAUUUUACAAAAUUACUAUAUCAACUGUGGUUAAUAGUUGGGAAAUAACAGUAAGUGUUUUGGAUCUCAGUUUCAGCUAAAUUCAACCUGCCAAAUGAAUCUGAUGUGGACCUGAAGGACUCCUCAGGAGUUGAUGAAGAUGCUGACAUUUUUGAUGAGUUAGUGAGAUCUGCUGCAGUAUCUUUCAAGGUGUUCACUGAGGACUCUGCUGAGAAAGAGGUCUCUGAGGCCUCCUUCUGCUCAGAAGAGGGAUCAUUCUCACCCAUUGAGUCUGUGAGGUCAUUCUCAUCAGUUGAGUCUGUGAGUUUAGGCUCCACUGUUAUUACAGAAUGCACCAAAGCACGGAGAAGGCAACUGGUAGAAGGACCACCUGACAGUAAGGCAGCAAAAGAUAUGGUCUAUGUAGCUCUACAUCAAAAAACCGGGGGUGAAGACAUAUUCAAAGAGUACAACGCAACCAAAGGCCUUUCUGAUCAAACAAGAAGGAAACUCGUCAACAUCCUGGUGGCAGAUAUGGUCGAGAGUCAUGGGAGGGUCCCACCAAUCAAUGUCCGCGUGACCUAUGCCCUAGGAAUAGUCACCCUUUUCCCCAAUUUGAAGGAUAAGGCUUCACCAACUGGUUAUGAACAUUACUACAAUCCUCACAGUGGCCAAGGUUACCUGGCCUACAGAUUGAAAACGGUUCAGCGCAAUACCACAAGUGACUUAAAGAGGAGCCCCAAGUCUGCGGAUCAACAUGGCCCUAAGACCCUGCGUGAGACAUCAACAUCUGAGCAGCUGUCAGGUGAUGAAUGCAGAGAAGCGAUGUCCGUGAUGAAGCAUUCAGCAGACCAACCAGUUGUUAAGGAGAAAAUGAAGGCAACCUUCAAGCACCGUCAGAGUAUGCUACACGAUCCAGACCAGUCUUCAGUUAUCCUAGAUCACUUUCACCCGAUUCUUGGAUACACCAGGCUUGAUUAACCAAGACUUCACAAUGCUAUUUGGAGAAGAUGUCUCGGGCAAGUUUAUUGCAAAAUGGCCAACGUUCUACAAACCUAGGAUUAUCGCUGUCUGCAAAGGCCUUCGCCCUGGUACUCAUGUGGAUGACCUUCUGUCCGCUCAAGAGGAAUCGAAUGAUUAUGGAUGGGACAGUGACUUGGCAGCUAUCCUCCUGCUCGUUCAUCUCUUGCCUCCAACCGCAAAAGGAAAAAGACAUGGGAACAUCAGUGCCACUGAAGCUGCUGACCAUGUGGUCAAGUUCAUGAAGGUGGGGACGAGCAUGGUGACAUUCCUGGACAGAUGUGGAUCAGCACAGCCCUUCCUCCUCUGUGUUGGAGAAAAGAAGAGUAGUAUCCAAAAGUUUUACGUCAUCCUCGAUCAGAAGGCCAUUCCCUGCGUGGCGCAGACAGCUGUGGCUGCCUUCGAUGAACUGUUUAAGGCCCACUUCGUCUUUGCUGUAUCCUUUGAUGAGGCCUUGUGCAACUUCUACACCUUCAUUCAGACUACCGUGUAUGGGAUUGACGUCGGCACUACAAAAGAGAGUGCACGGGUCAAGGAAAUCCGGGCAAAAGUUGAUCAUAUUGAGGUUUGAAAAUGUUCACCUACAUUUGCAAGGUACAGCACAAAAGUUGCUCCGUUUUUUUUCAACAUUUGAAGUUUGGUCAUGCGUUGUACCCAGGACGUACAUUGCGUUUGAAAUGUGGAGAGAAUGGGUGUUCUUCUGUUUUUUACACAUAUUGUGGAUUCAAGAAACAUUUAUUGAGAGUACAUGGAGACUGUGUAGCUUCAAAUUCUAUUGUUCCUUUGGACAAUGUUCGCAGUAAUGUUUGUGUUCCUGAUCCACUGCCAAGUGAAGUUUCUCUCGUAAGCUACUCAGCUCCUCUUGAAAAAAGACAGUUACUGGAUAUGUGUAGCUCUAUUGUGGCUCAAGUAAAAGCAUCUGGAGUCUCUGAAAGUACUAUGCAGUCUUUAGUUGGUUCAAUGGAGGAAUUUGUAAAUGACGUCCAUGUCCAAGCACAGGACACUGUUCUUAAAUGUCUUUCAUCUGAGGUAACUGAACAAACUCUAAAUAAAGUUAAAGACUGUUUUGAGCAGCUCGAAAAUCCAUUUUCAUCCCUCAAUACUGAAACUAAGAGGCAAAGACAUUUUGAGAAAAAAUGGAAAAUUGUGGAACCAGUUGAGCAUGUUCUUGGUGUGCGUUAUGAUCUACGCAAGGAUAGAACUACUGGUGUAUACAGUCAAAUUCCUGUUAAUGACAAAUUUGUUUAUGUGCCUAUUUUGGGAACUCUUGAGUCGAUGUUUACUAAUCGGGAACUCAGCAACUGUUUCCAGCAAGUGAAGCUUCAUGAAGAUGGCAUUUUCAAAGACAUUAAUGAUGGUUCAUAUUUCAGAAAUCAUCCAUUAUUUUCACAGCAAGAACAUGCUCUUCAAAUUCAGCUUUAUUAUGAUGAUUUUGAAACGGCCAAUCCGCUAGGCUCUAAAAAGGGAAUUCACAAACUUGGCUGUGUUUACUUUAUUUUAAGGAAUUUGCCAAUGAAGCUGAAUUCAGUUUUGAUGAACAUUCAUCUUGUGGCGCUUUUUCAUUCAGAGGACUUAAAGAAAUAUGGUUUUGAUCCAAUCCUACAGCCUCUUGUUCAUGACUUAAAAGUUUUGGAGACGGAGGGAAUCCAGGUACCCUUUUCAGAUACACCAUUAAAUGGGUCUGUUAUUCAGGUUACUGGGGAUAAUUUAGCUAUACAUGGACUUUUUGGUAUGGUUGAAUCGUUCAGUGCAACUUACUGUUUUCGAUUUUGUUUAACUGACAAGACACGUUUGCAGUCAGUCUUUAGUGAGGAUGACCCAGACUUAAUUCUUCGCACAAAGGAGCUCUACUCAGAACACUGCAAUGCCAUGGCACAAAAUCCCACUCUAGUUCACUCAUUUGGUGUUAAGAGAACCUGUCCCCUAAAUGCACUGCAAUUUUUUCAUUCCUCAGACAAUUAUGCAGUGGAUAUUAUGCACAACCUACUAGAAGGUGUUGUACAGUACGAGUUAAAGCUUCUUUUUCAGUGAAGGACUUGGUGAAGGACUACAUUUCUUUAAAUGCCCUCUCUCAAAGGAUUCAGAGCUUUAACUAUGGAUACAGUGAGAGAAAGAACAGACCCAGUGGAGUCAAAGUUAAUGAUGAUAGCAAUGACCUCGGGCUCAAUGCCAUCCAGUCUUGGUGCCUCCUGCGAAAUACUCCCUUGAUUUUCGGAGACCUAGUUGACCAGAACAACAGUUAUUGGAAUGUGAUUAUGCUUUUGAUUCAGAUUGUCAACAUUGUAUUCUCACCAGUUAUAACAGAUGGUAUGACUUAUUAUUUGAAGCACCUAAUUUCUGACCAUCACAAACUUUUCAAGUUAGUGUUUACAGAUAAGAGGCUCAUCCCAAAGCAUCAUCUGAUGAUACACUACCCCAGAUGUAUUAGGAAAGUAGGUCCACUUAUACACGUGUGGUGCAUGCGAUUCGAAGGCAAGCACAACUUCUUCAAAAGGUCGGUGAAGAGUUUUAAAAACUUAACCAAAACAUUAGUCAAGAAACAUCAGCAUCAGUUGGCUUUUCAUUGGGAGAAUUUUUAUUUCAAAAGAUUACAGUUUGGUCCUGUUAAACAUGUCUCAACUAGCAAUCUGGAGGGCAGUGUGGUCUUGAGGUCUUGUCAAACUUUGAAUGUGUCUCCACUACUUCCUGGGUUAAAGUCCAUGGAACAGAGUACCAGAUUGGAAUGUUUGUCUGUACAAGUGUUAAAAAUGAAAUGCCUACUUUUAAUAAGAUUAUCAAUAUCAUUAUCAAAGAUGAUGAAGUGUUUCUUUUG